AUGAAGAAGACGCUACGGUUCCGUCAAACCGGCGCUAACUGGACACUAUCCCCUACCAUUUGCGCAGCCGUUACCGGCAUUGCCACCAUAGCUGCCGUCGGUAUCAUAUUCGUUCUAAAAGAUACCAAAUCAUCUAAACCAAUUACAUCAUUGGUUAAAUAUAACAACGCUCCCGAAAAACCGCUCUUGAUUCCCGGCUUGCAAAACCUCGGGAAUAAUUGCUUCCUCAACGUCGUUUUGCAGGCUCUUGCUAGUUGUGUUUGCUUUCAGAGUUUUCUUGAUAGUGUUAUUGCGGAAUAUGAGAAUGAUGAACGACGCGAUGGAAACAUGUCUCUUGUAUUUUCUUUGGCUUCUUUAUUACAAGAGCUGAGCUCAGUUUGUACAGAAAAUGUUGUAUUGAGUCCUACAAAUUUAAUGCGUCAUAUGUCCUGCUACAUUCCAGAUUUUGAUUUGACGAGCCAGCAGGAUGCUGCUGAGGCGUUUGGUCACCUACUGGGCUCUUUGAGAAAAGAAUCCGGAGGUUGUUAUGCUCCAAAGAUAAGUUCUUUAGCAGACCUUUUUGCUUCUAAUAAUAGAAUUCUUGCUCCAAUACAGACGGAUUGGCAGAGUGAGCCAGAGAGAUGGCACAGCCUCUUCCUUGGACCCUUUGACGGGAUUCUUUGUAGCAGCUUAACUUGUCAAAGCUGUUCUUCCCAGAUCUCAAAUAAAUUUGAAAAUUUUGAUUGUUUGCCUCUUUCGCUCGUGCUUAGUAAUAGUUACACUGUAAGAGUUGGUUGUACGCUGGUGGAUUGCCUGAAGCAGUUCAUUCUAGCUGAACACAUUGAGAACUACCACUGCAGCCACUGUUGGCACAACACUGCAAUCGAGUAUCUUUCCUUGAUGGAAGGAGACAAGGUAGAACUUGAAAAACUCAGGAGUUGUUCUGACCAAGAGUUCUGCGAUUGCCGAAAAACAUAUGAUCUUGAAAAUUUACCGUGGUCAAACAGGUUUUCACAUGCUUUGAAGCAGCUAAAUAUUGCUCGGUGUCCAAGGAUUUUAUGCAUCCAGCUGAAAAGAGCUCACAUGGAUGGUGUUGGAGAGUCAUUCAAACUCCAGGGCCAUAUUUCUUUUCCCUUGAUUUUGGAUGUGUCAUUCAUGACAACUAGACUAGGAGUAAAUAUACAGGAAGAUGUACAAAGUCCGCCGUUGAAUAUGCAGUAUAACAAAAAAAAUUCUUUGCCUAACCAUAGCAAUCUGCAGUCUGAGACAAGAAUGAUUGAAUCCAGUGGCAGACAUGAACUUGAUGAACUUCCGUGUUCUGGCUCUUCAGAAAGCAUUCGCUCAAACACACAGUUGCAAUCCAUUGACACGGUCAAUAUUUCUUGUAAUUCAAUUUCUCAAAACACAUGUGUGUAUCAACUUGUUUCUGUUGUGGAACACUUUGGAGAAACUGGAGGAGGGCAUUACAUUGUUUACAGAUGUGUGAGAUCCGAGUCCUCAGACGUCUCUGGCGAUUGCUUCAAUCAAAAUUCAAUGCACUGGUUUUGUGUUUCAGAUUCUCAUGUGGAUGCUGUUUCAGUGGAUGAUGUUCUUUCUGCUGAGGCCAGCUUGCUUUUCUAUGAGAGAAUUCCAAAUAACUGA
Lathyrus sativus (Indian pea) is the source of this 1620-nucleotide messenger RNA. The record is from the annotation of a GenBank genome assembly. NCBI's taxonomy places the organism in Eukaryota, Viridiplantae, Streptophyta, Magnoliopsida, Fabales, Fabaceae.